AUGUCGGAUAACAUGCUCACUUACCUUAGGAAUCCGAUAACGGGUUACGAAUACUCAUUCUGGCCCGAUGCGAAAUUUUUUUAUCAUUAUAAAAUAUAUCGACCAUUAUACUUACACGAAGAUUGGCCAAUAAAGGGUAGAGAAUGGUAUCCAGAAUACUGGCCGAGCCACCACUCAUACUGGCACUAUUUGAGAGACACGCCCAGCGAAAAGGCAUUCUCUCAAGUCAGGGCGACUAUAUACGUGGACGUACCUCAACAUACACAAGAAAAAGUGGUCAGAAACCAAAUAGAUUACAUAUUGGUGACAAAAAGAUACCGUAAUGCCGUAAAAUCUACUAAAACUUUCCCUGGAGCUGAUAUCGGUUCGGAUCAUAAUCCAGUAGUAUCUGUGAUAGAAGCUAGACCAAAGAAAAUAAGAAAAGCCAUCAUUCCAGCAUUAGACUUAAGCCAGCUUAAAAAUGAACAUCUACGACAAACAGUGCGAGAAGAAAUAAACACCAGCCUCAGUGUAGCAGAAAGCCAAAUCCGCAGAACAGACAACAUAGAUGAAAAACUUAAGUAUAUAAAUACUAUAAUAAGAACUACGGGAAAGAAACACCUAACCAAAUCUGCAAAGAAACAUAAGGUGUGGAUGACACCAGACAUUCUAGAACUAAUGGAUGAAAGACGUAAAAUGAAGAAUAAUGCAGAAAAAUACAAAGAGGUUGAUAAGAACAUAAAGCAAAGAAUAAGAAAUGCCAAAGAAUCAUGGAUUACAGAACAAUGUGUAGAAAUGGAAAACUAUGAAAGAAAGUAUGACACGUUCAAUAUACAUAAAAAAGUAAGAGAAAUUACAGGAACCCAAAGAAGACGUCAAAUAAGUUUGCUUAAGAACAAAGAUGGAAAGAUUAUUAUAGAUUUAACAGAGAAAAUUAAUAGAUGGAGUGAAUACAUAAGAGAAUUAUUUGAGGACAACAGAAAUAACAUUGUUCUGAUAUAUGGCGAAACGGGACCUGAAAUUCUAAAAUGUGAAGUAGAAAUGGCACUUAAAAAUUCCAAAACUGGGAAGGCAAAUGGACCGGAUGAGGUUCCUACCGAAUUGCUAAAGCUCUUGAAUGAUGAAUCAAUAGGUAUAAUAUUGCACUUAUUUAAUACAAUAUACAAUACUGGCAUUAUACCUCAAGAGUGGCUGUUGUCUACAUUCGUUACACUGCCAAAGAAAUCUAAUGCUAAAGAAUGUUCAGAACAUCGAACAAUAUCUUUAAUGAGCCACCUACUAAAGAUAUUUCUAAAAAUCAUCCACAACCGAGUUUAUCAAAAGUUGGAGUCAGAUAUUAGUAAUACACAGAUGGGUUCAGAAAAGGGCUUGGAGGUACAUACGUGUUUUAUCGAUUUUGAAAAAGCGUUUGACAGAGUACGCCAUGAUAAGCUUAGAGAGAUUCUUGAAAGGAAGGACAUAGAUAAUAAAGAUCUGCGAAUAAUUCUCAAUCUAUAUUGGAAUCAGAAAGCUAACAUCAAAAUAGAAACUGAAACAUCACAAGCAAUAGAAAUACGUAGAGGAGUACGACAGGGUUGCAUUUUGUCACCUCUGUUAUUUAAUGUAUAUAGUGAAAGCAUCUGUCAGGAAGCCCUUUUACAAGCAAACGGAGGAAUCGUAAUUAAUGGAGAGAUUGUAAAUAAUAUUCGAUACGCGGACGACACUGUACUAGUUGCAAGAACAGUAGAAGAAUUACAAAGAUUACUUACAGACAUAAAUAUUGCUUGCAACAAUUAUGGUAUAAAUAUCAAUAUUAAAAAAACCAAGUAUAUGGUCUUCAGUAAAAACAUGACACAACCAGCGUAUAUUAGUAUAAACGGCACUCAAGUUGAAAAAGUAUCAAGUUACAAAUACUUGGGAACUUUAAUAAACGAAACUGGAGACCAAAACAGUGAAAUAAAAAGACGUAUCGAAAUUGCCAGGGCCACCUUCAUAAAGAUGAGAAAAUUCUUCUGCAACAGAAAUAUAAGCAUCCCUCUACGAUUAAGAAUGCUGAGAGGCUAUGUAUUUAACACGCUAUUAUACGGUGUAGAGGCCUGGACUCUCAAACAGAACAACAUGAAAAAUAUUGAAAGUUUCGAGAUGUGGUGCUACCGUCGAAUGCUGAAGAUUAGUUGGGUUGAAAGAAUAACAAACUGUGAAGUAAUACGAAGAAUAGGAAAAGACCCAGAGAUUUUGUUAACGCUAAAGCGAAGAAAACUCGAAUAUUUUGGUCACCUGAUGAGAGGACAUAAAUACGCAUUACUUCAAAAUAUAAUGCAGGGAAAAAUAGAAGGAAAACGGAAUCCAGGCCGUAGAAGAAUGUCAUGGUUGCGGAAUUUGAGAGAGUGGUUUGGCUGCACCACUAAUGAACUCUUUAGGUCAGUCGUAAACAAGGUCAGAAUAGCCUUGAUGAUUUCCAAUCUCCGAUAG
Messenger RNA from Diabrotica balteata, 2430 nucleotides. Lineage: Eukaryota; Metazoa; Arthropoda; Insecta; Coleoptera; Chrysomelidae. The record is from the annotation of a GenBank genome assembly.